AAAGCUUACCCAACGUUCAGUUUGUUUCAGUUAACCCGCGGAGAAACUUCGAAACAACAAGAGCUUAAGCUUCAAUGAAAAGUGAAAAGUCGUAGUGUUUGUUGGUUUAUUUUGUUUUAUCGGGCUCAGAGUCAAUGUGCUAAUAAGAUUAACUGCUUAACGGUAUCGCGUCAGUAGCACUCAUUAUUGUUUUGAAAUUGGACAACGAGUGCAUAUGCUUAUUCUAUGUGCGGUCGAUUGCUUUGCCUUUUAUAUUUGGUUAUGAUUCGCGUUUAUUAUUACCAUAUUAAAACGGAAUAUAUAAUAAUUCGUUUGCAUUAGUGAAAGUGUGGUAAUAGCUUUGUGUACAUCGGAGCUAAGCAGUUGCAGAAAGAGUGUUACAGAUCUCGGAGACAUGCCAAUGCAUAUGCAUAUGGGCUUAAAGUGCAGCAAAAUAUAAAACAAAAUUAACUUAACACUGUGAAAAGUUAAUCCAUAAAUUUGAAUAAGUCGUUAAUCUAAAACCAAUCCUACUUCCCCGACUCAUAAGAGCUCACAUUAAAAUUUGUUAUGAGCCAGCUGAGAUAAGAUGCGGAACGAAGUCACACAAAAUACCAUUCUGGGAGCUGGCUAGAGGACUAAUAGCCAGGUAUGUAUAGGGCACAAUAUUACCUUCCUUAAUGGAUUUCCUGCUGAUUUUAACAUAGAAGGCCUGCAUGAGGUAACACCUGCAGGAUUGGUUGAAUAUAUACAUAACUACACCAAUUGGGAUCUAUUGGGCUUACGAAUGGCUGGAGAAAUGCCCAUUAAGCCUUGGGACGGUCUGCGAUACGCUUUCGAAUCGUGCGAUGCUAUGCUUAGUGAUGCUGAGACGAAAGAGCUGACCAAUCGGAGCUUUGACUUAGCCAUACUGGAUGGAGCUUUCCCGGAGUGCUUUUUGGGAUUGAUGUACCAGUUUAAGAUCCCGUUCAUGUACAUAAAUACAGUAGGCUUUUACACAGGCAGUCUCUCGACUGCUGGAAAUCCCGUUAGUUACGCUAUAACUCCAAACUUUUACUCCCGAUUUACCGACACAAUGAGCCUCUAUGAACGGGCAAUCAACACAGCCAUGCAGAUCGGGCAAAACCUGAUGCACAUGUACGUUAUGCGGCGAACACAUCUUGUUCUGCGAGAGCAUUUAGGUGCCCACAUUCCGCAUCCUUACGACAUUUCGCGCAACGUUAGCUUUAUUUUGCAGAAUGGACACGCAAUUCUGUCUUAUAAUAGAGCCUUUAACCCGAAUGUGGCUGAGGUUGCUUGCAUUCACUGUAAGCCAGCUAAAAAACUUCCCAGGAACCUCGAGGACUUCGUCUCGGCUUCCGGAGUCUCGGGAUUCAUUUAUGUUUCCAUGGGAUCUUCAGUAAAGGCUGCGAAUAUGCCAGAGGCACUGCGCCACAUGCUUGUAAAGACCUUUGCACGCCUGCCGUAUCAUGUGUUAUGGAAGUACGAAGGCAGUUCCGCAGAUUUUAAAGACCUCACUUCAAAUGUAAAGCUUUUGCGAUGGCUACCGCAACAGGACAUUUUGGGACAUCCCAAGCUUCGAGCAUUUGUAACACAUGGAGGCUUGCUAAGCAUGUUUGAGACGGUAUAUCACGGAGUGCCAGUCGUCACGAUGCCGGUAUUUUGCGAUCAUGAUGUCAACUCAGCUAAGGCCGAGGUCGAUGGUUAUGCAAUUAAACUUGAUCUUCAAACGCUUUCGACCAAUCAGCUUUACAAGGCUAUUAUGAAAGUGAUUCAUGAUCCUCGCUACAAAAAUGCAGCUCGGUAUCGCCAAAAACUCUUGCUCGACCAGCGCUCAACAGCCCUGGAGACAGCGAUAUACUGGACAGAGUACGUGCUGCGUCACAAAGGCGCCUAUCACCUACAGGCUCCUUCACGGAAUAUGACUUGGUGGCAGUACUAUCUACUCGAUGUGGCUGUUAUUUAUUUAAUUUUACUUUACGGGCUGAUUUUAUUAUUAAAACGCAUAGACUUUCGGUCUAAAAAGCUACGGAGCCUUCAUUUGCUGAUGUCUGCUUCUUAUUCAGAAGUAAAAACGAAGUCGAAAAAAAUGUAACAGAUCGCUAGAUAUCCCAUUGGGCUGUUUAAAAAUUUAAGAGGAUUUAUUGUGAUUUAAAAGCGUUCAAAUAAGAAUAUAUUAGAAGCUGA
Messenger RNA from Drosophila rhopaloa, 2166 nucleotides. RefSeq names its product UDP-glycosyltransferase UGT5 (gene Ugt50B3). The record is from RefSeq and is a predicted model, not a curated record. Bases 767 to 2074 code for a protein of 435 amino acids. The transcript has 6 exons. Lineage: Eukaryota; Metazoa; Arthropoda; Insecta; Diptera; Drosophilidae. Gene Ontology annotation, molecular function: UDP-glycosyltransferase activity.